AUGUUAGCUGCUCUGAUUGAAAGGUGGAGGCCUGAGACCCACAGCUUUGUAUUGCCGAUCGGUGAGGUUACAGUGACAUUAGAGGAUGUCGCUCAUAUAUUUGGCCUCCCCAUUAAUGGAGAGCCUGUCAGUGGAUGGACAGAUAGUAGUAGCGAGUUCGUUCAAAGUCAGGGCAUAGCGAUAUUCGGUCGUGAGCCAUCAGUUAGUCAAAAUGCGAAGUCCUAUAUAAAGUUGGGUUGGGUUCGACGUAUUAGAGACGCAGAGCCGUUAGAUACUGAGGAGUCCAUCAGGAGAUACGUCAGAUGUCAUAUCUUCUGUUUGUUAGGGUCGACCCUAUUUACGGACAAGUCGACCGCAUAUGCCCAUGCGAAAUAUCUACUAUUGCUUCGCGAUUUCGAGCAUAUCCAUACUUAUAGUUGGGGGUCAGCUUGUCUCGCUCAUCUUUACAUAGCACUAUGCCGUGCAUCACGAUAUGAUACAAAGGAGAUGGAUGGCCCUCUGAAUCUGUUGUUUGUUUGGGCAUGGGAGCGAAUGCCGUGUCUUGCUCCCGUACCGAGACAAACCCUUCCACCCGCCGAGAUACCAGUUGGCAGGAGGUGGAGUCAUUCGGAAUGGACCACAGCGUGGUUAUCCAAGACCGUAGAGACAUUCAGGCAUGACAUAGACUACAUGCAAGAGUUUGAGUGGCGGCCGUAUCACCGAUUGAUCGUUCCGGACGAGUUAUAUCCCCAUCUUGAGGUGUGUGACAUCGUUGCUCCGUUGUUGUCAUUCGAGUGUGUCGAGUGGCACCUUGCGGACCGAGUGAUGCGUCAGUAUGGAUAUGCACAAGCUCCUCCGCGGGCAGCAAGGGAUAUUCCAGUUGAUCAACAUUGCAUCGUUCUACGUGGAGUGCAGCAACAUGACUGGACAGUUUUACAUGGGCCAUGGAUAGAGGAGUGGGCCAACAGGCGACACAGUCGAUUGCGGGAUCAGCACCCCCUUCUGACCUGGGAUUUUUUCCCGACGGUAGAGUAUCGGGAUUGCCACCGGCCUACAGUCAUGGUAGCCAUCACUCUCAGGGCAGUCACCACUCUCAGCACAGCCCCCACGCUCAGAGCAGCCACCAUUCUCAGCACAGUGACCACGAUUGGUUUGACUUCUCCAGCGGCGGAGAUGCUGGUUUGGGUGGCUGGUCAGAUUUUAGUGGUAUCCUUUCACUGUCGGUGUCAGCUGAUCCACGUAGGGCAUCAGUAG
Messenger RNA from Arachis stenosperma, 1233 nucleotides. RefSeq names its product serine/threonine-protein phosphatase 7 long form homolog. The transcript has 5 exons. Lineage: Eukaryota; Viridiplantae; Streptophyta; Magnoliopsida; Fabales; Fabaceae. The record is from RefSeq and is a predicted model, not a curated record. The coding region runs from base 1 to 1233 and encodes 410 amino acids. Gene Ontology annotation, biological process: meristem maintenance; meristem development.